GUCAUCAUGUACCGCCGCGGCGAUCCACGCUGGAACCGCACCAUCCAGCACAUCUCAGAGAACAUCGAGCACGCCAACGAAACGGCGGCCGAGAACAUCUACGGCUUCACCCAGCGCUACGUCAACCCGUGCUUCGCCUCCAUCACCAAUUGCUGCAACGCCGCCAUCGCGCCAUGCUUCCCGUCCUCCAACGACCGGCGCCGCAGCCGAGCGCGGUCGCGCGGCCGCGCGGAGCUGAGCUUCGAUUUCUACGACGACUGGGAGGAGGAUGAGAACGACGGCUUGCUGGGCUGGGGAAACGAUAAUCUAGAGCGGUUCCUGGGCACUGCGAGUAACUACGGCGCUACACAGCAGCCGGGGAGACAGCGCGCGAUGAGCUACGGCCAGCGCGCGCGCGAUCCGCGGUUUGAUGCUGCGAGGCGAAAGAGCACUGCGCAAGCGCGAGAGGGCCAGGACCCGACUAUUAUACCUAGUUCGUCAUACUUCGGCUUCCUUGGCCGCCUGCCGUUCAAGCUGGGCGGGAAGGGACUGCGGUACAAGCCGAGUGCGGCGGAUCUCACAGAACACCCUGGCGCGCUAAGAAGGAGCAUAGAGGAAGAGCAACCGCUUAUCGAAGAUAGCGACGAGGACCUCGAGGGGAGCGACUACAAACCCCACCGCCGCGCGCGCAGCAACACCCACACCUCGGGCCACACCACCGACUCCUUUUCCAGCCGGGGCGACAUCUUCCCGUCCGAAGACGAGCUCGACGACGCUGUGCCGCUCGACGACGAGUUCACUAUCGCAUUAGAGCGGAGGACGACGGGGCAGUGGGAGGACAGCGGGAAGAGCAACAACUCUGGAAGCGGGAAGAACACUCGGAGCAACAGCAAGCGCCCGAGUCGGAGCGCGAGCAGCAGGACCGUCAGCAGCGGGAGGCGCAGCGACGAGGAGCGAGGGCAGCGGAAGGCGAGCGCGAUGAUCGAGGAGGUCGACGUACCCACCCUCGACGAGCUAUCGCUCGAGGAAGAGCGUCUCAGGCUCGACGAAGAAGCCGAACUAGAACGCAAAAGAGCUCAAGCACAACAACUCGCCAUCAAGCGUGGCCUAGCUCCCAGCGACUCAUCAACAGCUCGCACGCGCUCACGGUCGCGGAACUCGAAAGCUAGUGAAGAAGCGCAGAUGAGCACGGUGCAGGACACUGUAUCGCCACUGCUCAGAAGCCCAGCGAGCGAAAACUUGAAAACGCCCGAGGACAUCGUGUCGCUUCCUAGCUUUGGCGAACCGACGUCUGGUCUGGAUGAGCAUGUGCGAUUGGAAGAGCAAUUGCCGCCGGAGAGUCCGCGGCCUACGACGGCGGUAAGGAGACGAAGUGACGAGGAGUUUGUGCCUGCGAGGUUACCGCACUUUGGGUGA
Macroventuria anomochaeta is the source of this 1395-nucleotide messenger RNA. RefSeq lists its product as uncharacterized. The record is from RefSeq and is a predicted model, not a curated record. The annotation marks the transcript as partial. Lineage: Eukaryota; Fungi; Ascomycota; Dothideomycetes; Pleosporales; Didymellaceae. The transcript has a single exon.